Thecamonas trahens ATCC 50062 is the source of this 2079-nucleotide messenger RNA. RefSeq lists its product as uncharacterized. The record is from RefSeq and is a predicted model, not a curated record. Lineage: Eukaryota; Apusomonadida; Apusomonadidae. Gene Ontology annotation, molecular function: protein binding. The transcript is spliced from 2 exons. Bases 1 to 2064 code for a protein of 687 amino acids.
AUGGAGUAUGUGCCUGCCCCGAGCUACACAGCAUCACUCUCUGUGAGUGCCGAACUCCCGUUGCAUCUCCAGGACGAGGACGAGGCCGAGGCCGAGGCUGCCAACCACUCUGCCGAGUUUGCCGGCCUCCUGCAAGCCCUUGUGGCAGCAACGGUGCCGCCGCUCCCAGCGCCAUCAGCGCUGGCCGAUGCCACCUCGAUAGGAAGCAAGGUGCUGGUAGUCGGCAUGAUGGUUGCGGCGCCGGUUCCGCCAUCGCUGCGCUCGGCAGCAUCGUCAGUUCGAAUCAGUGGCUCGGUCGUCCAUCGAGCCAAGGGCGAGGUCUGCGCCUGGCGACCGAUGUCGGCCAUGGCCGCCAAGGCUACCGGCGCCCGCAUGCACCCUGCCGCCUACGAGGUCGACAUCCGCUUUGAGGAUGAGCUGCUCCCCGUCGCCACCUUUGCGUACACCGAGAUCGACAAGAUCGCCAUCUCGGCAGGCUCCAUGGUCUCGCCCGAGGACCGGCUGCUCCAGCUCCUGGCGCUCUUUGACGACGAGAGCGUUCUCACCAAGGCCUUGCCCAAGAUCGAGACGGCCGAGAGCUGCCAGGGCGAGUGGGCGCUCAAGCGGUCGUGGACGCUCACGCCGCUGCACGCUGCUGCUAUGCUGGGCAUGCCGAGGCUCAUCGCCGCGCUUGUCGACGGCGGCGCCCGGCUCGAUGCCAAGGCUUCGCUCACCCUCGAGCAUACCCGCUCACAGGACGUGACCGUUGUCGAGGGCUUCCGCUACAUUUUUGACGGACUGAGUCCGGUGCAUCUACUUGCGCUUGCCGGUGCCUCCGACUCACUGGUGGCUCUCUGCGAGGCAUCGCCCGACGCGCUCGCUGUCGGCGCCUCGCACCCGGCCAGUGUAUCGGUCCUCCGCUACGCGGGCACCGCAUCGGCGCUGGUGUUUGAGAACGUGACAGCGCUCACGGUUGCUGCGGCGUCGCGCACCCCGCAGCUCCUUGCUGCGCUUGUGGGCGUGGUCCCGCCGAUGUCGCUCCCGCAGGUGCAAGUCACGCUGCAAUCGUCGCGAUCACAGGGCGACGAGCGCGACACAACGACGCUCGGCCCCGUCGACGUCGUUAUGGGCCUCCUGCCAUUCCUUCCAGACCCGUGCUGCACCCGCGACGCCUCGCCCAUCUCGGGUGCAGAGUCUGCAAACAACGAGGCGAGCAACAUUGCGGCGUGUGUGGAGAUCCUGGUCGCCGCAGGUGCCGGGCCAUCGCUCCCGCUCCGUGACUGGACCAGCAUCACGUCCGAUGCCAGCGCACCUGAGCUCGCAAGCUCAGCCGGCCACGCCGAUGCGGUUGCAGAGUACGCAACAGCGAUUCUCGAGAGACACCUCCGCCGCGCUGCAGCGCUUGCUGCCGCCUACCCCGGCGGGUAUGCGCCGCUCGGUGUCAUGACCUCGCGCACUGCGUCUGCCGUCCACGUCCUCGCCAAACGCGGUGACGGGAGUGCGGCGACCCAACUCCUUUCUUCAGCCGCCGAGUGGCUGGCGUCGGCGGCCAUGGCCGGCGCCGUUGCCGCUAAGUACCACACGAUCAUCGAGCAGCUCGCCAUCCGCGAGUUUGCACCGCGCGGCGCGUUUGAGCGCUUGCCGUCGACCUUUGCCGUCGACCUCCUCGCCACGCUCAUCGGCCGGGACUGGCUCGACAUGUUUAUCCUCGCGCGCCCGCGCAAGAGCCUCUCGUUCUCGAUCGAGCCGCCAUCGAUGCCGUUGCGGCUCUCGGCGCGCCAGCCCGACCCGAGCGAGCCCGAGCUCGACCUCGAAUGGCAAGCGCCCGACGACGUUGGAGGCGCGCCGCUCACCGGCUACAUCGUCGAAAUGGCCUGGGACUGGGAGUAUCGCAAGGGCCUCCGCAUUGUCGACGAGCUCACGCCGGAAGCUACCUCGCUCCACCUCGCUGAGCCGUCGUUCGAGCCGGGCGCCCAGCUCUUCUUCCGCGUCUCGGCCAUCAACGCCGCCGGCGCCUCGGUCGCCAACAAGACCCGGAUUCGGCUCAAACUCCCGCUCGACACCGAGGAGAGCAGCGACGUUUAAAACAAAAAGGGCUAA